Trichomonas vaginalis G3 is the source of this 360-nucleotide messenger RNA. RefSeq names its product cell redox homeostasis. The coding region runs from base 1 to 360 and encodes 119 amino acids. Lineage: Eukaryota; Parabasalia; Trichomonadida; Trichomonadidae. The transcript has a single exon. The record is from RefSeq and is a predicted model, not a curated record.
AUGGCAAGCACCGAUACAAGUAACAUUCACAUAUUCAAAGGCACUGUUGAAGAUUUCAAGAAGUUUGUUGCUGAUGCAAACAACUCUCUUGUCGUUGCAAAUUUCUGGGCUCAGUGGUGUGCUCCAUGCCGUAGAUUGGCUGGUAUGUUCCCACAGAUGGCUUCCGAUAACAGCACAGUUAAAUUCGUCAAGAUUGAUGUAGAUGAAAAUCCAGAGCUUGCAGAACUCUACGAAAUCACUGGCAUUCCAAAUGUCAGACUUUUCAAGGGCGUUGAUGCUAAGAAGAACCCAAUCCAAGUUGGUGAAAUACAGGGUCUUGAUAAUCCUCAAUUGCGUGAUGCUAUUAAUACCAACAAAUAA